Messenger RNA from Cylicocyclus nassatus, 662 nucleotides. The record is from the annotation of a GenBank genome assembly. Lineage: Eukaryota; Metazoa; Nematoda; Chromadorea; Rhabditida; Strongylidae.
CUCCGAUCCGCAGUUUUGUGUUAUUUUCAUUUAUGAUUCACUGAGUGUUCUACUUAGAGUGCACAAGCCAAGCUGAUUUCGAAUGUAUUUAGGUCAAAAUGACUUAUCGAUUCUGGCGUUUUUAUUGUACAGUUGGCAAAGUAAAGUUGGGUCAAUAUAACGCUGCUCACGGUAUACUUACGCAAUAAAAUCAAGCCAAAAUAUGCCGAGGCCGGUGCGAAGGAGCCUGAGAUGCGUAUCAAAAAGGCCAAGAUCGAAAUCGAUGGCUUAGGAACUUUUGAUCCAGUUGUUCUAUCGUUAAGACUAAAGUGGGAUUUUCACGAUUGGCACGGUGCACCGUUUGAGGAAUUGUUAGAUUUCAAACUGCAGAAGGAGUACAAAGAGGGGACUAUGCAUAUCGGCGAAAUACAACCUCCUGGUUUGGAGAAUAAGGAAAAUCAAGCGCCCGGUCCUUCUUAUUCUGAAGCUGCAGCACCGCAUGAAGAGAAACAAAGAUUAUGAACCAUCUCAGUAUCUUAAGAAGAGAAAGGAGUAGUAGUUGUCCAUAGAUUUAUGCUGCAAAUCUCAAUCGAUGAUCUAAACUUUGAUCUGAAUAGUGCUUUAAAAUAAUCUGUACCAUGAUUUCUCAUUUUCUUUAUUUCCUUAUUUUCAAUUAGGCGAUA